AUGUCCAAGAAGGACUUCCAUCCUUCUGCAUUUCGGAAUCUCAAAAUGGUGUGGGAAGCGAGGCAGAAGAAGUCAUUAGAAGAUAAACGACAGGAAGAACUGAGGGUUGCUUACGAAAAAGAACAAGAAAUUUUAAAUAACAAAGCUUUACUCGGAGAUGAGAAGGCAAAAAUGGGAUUGUCUUUCAUGUAUGAUGCACCAGCAGGAAUGACAAAACGAGAAGAACCAAAGGAAGAACCAAAAUUCGAAUGGCAGAGAAAAUAUCAAGCACCGCGUGAGGAUUGGGCAAAAGGAAACGAAGAAAUACAAGAUCAGCCAUUCGGAAUUCAAGUUCGUAAUGUUCGAUGCUGUAAAUGUCACAAAUGGGGUCACAUAAAUACUGAUAGAGAGUGUCCGUUGUUCGGAAAGUCUGGAAAUUUUGAAGAUGAAGGAUAUGCGAAUAAUCCAUCAGAUCUCAUCAAAGAUCUUCGCCGUCGACGACAAGACGGUAAAUCAGGACCACAGACAUCGAAAUCAGCAGCAGCCGGGGAUGAUGACGAGGAUGAAUGGAUGGAUCAUCAACAAUUGGCUAGUGACAUGCGAGAAGAACAUGGAAUCGUAUUGAAAGGAUCAGUUUUGGCUGGCAUGCAAACGGAUCAACAGUUGACACGAAUGAAGAAAGAAAAGACUGACGAGGAAAUGAUGUUGGAAUUUUUCAAUUCAAUGACUGACAAGGAAAAGAGAAAGUUGCAUAAGAAGUUGUUGAGUGGAGCAAAUUUAGAAGAUGUGAUGAAGAAAAAGAACAAAAAAGAAAAGAAAAAAGACAAGAAAGAUAAGAAAAAGGAUAAGAAGAAGAAGAAAAGUAAGAAGGCGGCAUCAAGUGAUUCAGAUAGCGAAGAAGAAUGGGCAGAGAAGUCUUCAUCUAAAAAAGUGAAAAAAGAGGUUGAAAGCUCUCCAGAUUAUCGUACCAAAAAGAUCAAGGAGGAGAUCGUAUCAGAUGAGGAGGAAAUAAGAGAUCGACAUGCUUCCAGAAAACGAGCUCGCAGUGAGUCGGAAUCACGGGAACGAUCGAGGAAACGAUCUACUGAAAGAAAAAAGCAGCGUCGACAUGAUUCCUCAUCAAGAUCUCCUGAAGUCAGUCGGAAAAGAUCACCCGCUAGAAAAGAAUCAACAAUGAGAUCUGAGAGAAAUCACUCUAAAUCAAUUUCGCCAAUACGUCGAACCCGUCGUUCUCCAUCUCCAGUUCGUCAACGUGUUCGGCAAGAUUCUAGAAGUGAAGGCUCUACUCGUAAAGAUGGACGUCGGCAUUCUCCUCCAACAUCAUCGCCUCCCAGAAGAAGAAGAACACCAUCACCUCCUAGGAGACAACGAUCACCUCAAUCUGCUAGAAAGCAGCGAUCACCAUCACCUCCCAGAAGACAUCGCUCGCCAUCUCCUCCUAGAAGACAGCGAUCACCCACUCCUCCUAGAAGACAGCGAUCACCGUCUCCUCUUCGUGGUUCUCGCACUUUUGAUAAAUCAUCAACUGACAAUCGUCGGAAUGGACGUCGUCAUGAUUCAUCUUCUGCUUCACCUCCACGGAGACGUCGUGUUGAUUCAAGAUCACCCGUGAAAAGUCGUGACGGUUCUGAAUCUCCAAAAAUGUGGUCAAAGAAUCGUCGGAACAAUUCGGAUUCAGAGAAGAACGCGGAGCCAAGACGUCGUCGCAGUCCAAGUUAA
Messenger RNA from Caenorhabditis remanei, 1698 nucleotides. RefSeq lists its product as uncharacterized. The record is from RefSeq and is a predicted model, not a curated record. Gene Ontology annotation, biological process: negative regulation of DNA-templated transcription. Gene Ontology annotation, cellular component: nucleus. NCBI's taxonomy places the organism in Eukaryota, Metazoa, Nematoda, Chromadorea, Rhabditida, Rhabditidae. The transcript is spliced from 7 exons. The coding region runs from base 1 to 1698 and encodes 565 amino acids. Gene Ontology annotation, molecular function: transcription corepressor activity.